AUGCAUGUGGACUUUCAUAAACUGAAAUUAACGAGAGGCAGCUCUUACUUGCCACUACCUAAGAAUUUCAGUGGAAAAUUCUCUGUGAUUAAUCCUAAAAAUGAAGAAGAUGAUGAAUGUUUCAGAUGGGCUGUUUUAGCUGCCUUAUAUCAUGAUAAGAUAGAUAAUCAUCCUGAACGAAUCUCAAUCCUUAAGAAGUAUGAAGACAAGUGUAAUUGGAAUGGUCUAUCUUUCCCAAUGGCACUAAACAAGAUAGAUUUGUUUGAGAGAAGAAACCCUGAUAUCGCUGUGCAUGUUUUAACAAAAGACGAUGUAGAAGGUGUCUACAUGUGCCGUAGGUCGAAGCAUCUGGAUCGUAAGGAGACAGAUAAUGAUGCUGCUAAGGUUCAACUCCCUAAAGAGGGUAGCACCUUAACCUUCACUGAUGGUAAGUUUCAGCUCAAGGUUCCAUUCAUCAUUUAUGCCGAUUUCGAAGCUUUUACACAAGAAUUGCCCGAGGAUGAGAGAAAAGGCGGAUCAUCAACCGAGAAAGUUGAAAUGGAUCCACUGACGGAUGAGGAGCGUGACGGUUUCAAUAGAUCCGAGGUUUGCCACAUUUGUAUGAAGGAAUUUGAUGGUGAUGAUGACAUCAAGGUUAGGGAUCACUGUCAUUUCACUGGAGCUUGCAAGAAAGUACGGAGAGGAUGCGGCUUGAACAAUCUUAGUGCAAAUCUCCCGGGUGUUAACAACAUGAGAUGUGAUAAGUGUAGCUCAGGCUGCUCGUUUGAAUAUAUUGAUGAAAACUAUAUUGCUCACGGGAAAUGUGGUGAAUGCGAUGUCGGUUGCAAUAGAAAUCUUGAUAAGCAGAGUUUACUUGAAAAGUUCCGUAAUAUGCACACGGGAAACGAUGAGCAGUUCAGGUUUAAUGAAACUGAGCUCCCGUCAAAGGAUGACUUUUAUAGCGAGCUUAACAUGAGUCACAUCAGUGAUGCUGACUAUGAGCAUGCUCAGAAGGUUUGGAAAGCCUUUGAUAUUAAGGAUCUAGGUGAAUAUCAUGACAUCUAUCUCAAUACAGAUGUUCUAUUGCUCGCCGGUGUGUUUGAGACAUUCAGAGAGACGUGUUUGAGAUACUACAAACUAGAUCCCGCGCAUUUUUACACAACUCCUGGAUUAACUUGGCAAGCAUGUCUGAAAAAGACCGGGGUUAGUCUAGAUCUAUUGUCUGAUAUUGAGAUGGUCACGUUCAUUGAAAGCGGUAUUAAGGGUGGAUUGUGUCAAGCUGUCCACCGCCACGCCAAGGCCAACCAUUCAUAUAUGGGCGAUAUUUAUAAUACUUCGGAAGAUACAACCUAUCUGCAGUAUCUUGAUGCUAACAAUCUGUUCAUAGAGUCUUGA
Hydractinia symbiolongicarpus is the source of this 1374-nucleotide messenger RNA. RefSeq lists its product as uncharacterized. NCBI's taxonomy places the organism in Eukaryota, Metazoa, Cnidaria, Hydrozoa, Anthoathecata, Hydractiniidae. Bases 1 to 1374 code for a protein of 457 amino acids. The record is from RefSeq and is a predicted model, not a curated record. The transcript is spliced from 7 exons.